Symsagittifera roscoffensis is the source of this 3377-nucleotide messenger RNA. RefSeq names its product interferon-induced helicase C domain-containing protein 1-like. Bases 15 to 2474 code for a protein of 819 amino acids. The transcript has 2 exons. Gene Ontology annotation, molecular function: DNA binding; ATP binding; hydrolase activity. Gene Ontology annotation, cellular component: cytoplasm. The record is from RefSeq and is a predicted model, not a curated record. Lineage: Eukaryota; Metazoa; Xenacoelomorpha; Acoela; Convolutidae.
AAUGGUUUUUUGGAAUGAUUGAAACCGAAGAACCUAAUGCCAAAAAAGCCAGAGUUAUGAAUCUGGAUGAUAUUCUGAAAGGUGUUUUUGAAACAACUGCAGAUGAUGACGACGGAACAGAGUGCCUGGAUAAGCUGAACUCGCUGACGGAAGAUUUCCAGAAAUUCGGAAUAUCAACUCAGCCCGAAGAAGAAAAGAAGAGACAAAGCAUUGCUAUUAAACCAUUAGAACUGCGAAAGUAUCAGGAAGAACUAUCUGCAGCUGUCUGUUCAGACUCAAGACCUAAUACUCUGGCAACAUGCGAAACAAACUCCGGGAAGACUUUGGUAGCAGUGCAUGCUAUCGAAACAUGGCGCCAGAAAAACCCGAAACCAUUGGGAAAAUUUGCGUUCAUAACACACACAGUUGCAUUAUGUGAACAACAAUAUGAAAUAGUUUGCAGUUAUAUAUCGAGUGAUUUUGUUGCAAUUUGCCAUGGGGAAACUACCACUAGUCAAAACGUCUUUCUGCAUCCUGACUAUGAAAAGGCAUCCAAGUUGAAAAAAGAAGUUUUUGUGUUCACUGCGCAGACUUUUGUCAAUCUACGGCUGAAAGCUAAAUUUGAACUCACUGAUUUCACUUUGAUAGUAUUUGACGAAUGUCAUCAUACUGAUUUGAAACAUCCAUUCAAUGAAAUUAUGCUGAACUACUUGGCUUUGAAGUUUGACGAAAGAACUGAAAAGAGCAGUUUGCCUCAGAUUCUUGGCCUGACCGCGUCACCAACCGUGUUUGAAAAUACCAUCUUGGAUGAAGAAGAUGCAAGAAAAAAUUUGGUUUUGUUGCUGCAAAAUAUGGACAUCACUGAACUGUCUUCUGUAGUCGAACAAAUGGAAGACUUGAGGAGUUAUUGUGAAGUUCCAGAAGACAACAUUCAGCUGAUUGAAAUUGGAGGUAAAUCUGAAUUCGAAAAGAACGUCGAAAAGUUAAUGACAACUCAGCUCGAGCUUUUACGUCGUGCACACCAGAACUUCAAAAAAGAAAUCUUGGCAAGUAAACCGUCGUUUUUGCUCGAUUUAACAGCGUGCCCUCAACCUUUAGAGAGCCAAAAAUUUGAACAGUGGAUUCGAGAAAUAUCAAAACUUAACUCGAAUCACCCAAAAUUUCAAGUUUGUCUGACUUUUGUAUCUCGACUUCUAAUUCAGCUGAAUAUAAUUUUAGGGCUCUGUCAAACUAUCGACUAUUCUAUCUUGUAUGAAAAAAUCAAAAGUGUGUAUGAAGGUCUUUUGUCUCCUAACGACAGCGAUUCCGUGAACCCAGAAUUACAAGAACUGUACGAUACCUUCGACAAGGUAUUUAGUAUUCUUGAUAAAGAACUAGAAAAGUCUGCCCGAAUGUCGAGAGAAAAUAACGAUCAUAAAAUGAUGAAUGUUCUGAAAGAUACAAUUCUGAAAGAGCUUCUAAAUGACAAUGAAAGUGGUGACAAAGUUCUAAAUAGAGGCAUCGUUUUUGUUCAGAAGAAAACCGAAGCGGAAAUCCUGAAAAAUUGGGCUGCUAGUGAUGACGAUUUCAAAAAUAUCUUGAAGCCUGAAUUCAUCACAGCCGAUACAAAGAACCAAAGGGAGCUUUUGGAAAACUUUCGGAAAGGCAGUUGUCGGCUUUUGUUUGCGACUAGUGUAAUUGAAGAAGGUAUUGAUAUACCAGAUUGUAAGCUAGUUGUUAAUUACAACAAUCGAAUAAAUCAUAUUCAGCAGUUACAGCAACGAGGUCGAGCUAGGAUGAAUCACGGAAAGUAUUACGUAAUCUCGUGUUCGAUGGUAUUUCACGAACUAGCUACUGCCAAUCAAAAGCGUCAAAAGUUGACUGAAAUCGCGGUCGCAAAGAUAACCGCAGAAAUGAAAAAUCAAACCAAGAAAGCUACCAUGCUACAGGAAAUGUCAGCUCACCAGAAAGUGGCGGUUGAGAAAUUUAAACUUAGUAAAAUGGAAGCAAAAAGCAAAGAAUUUGAUGGUCAUUUGUUUCAGUUUCAUUGUAAAGAGUGUACAAAAGAGGUGUUCAAAUCUAGCGAAGUUCAUUUGUUUAAAGGGACAUUUAGAAUUGUGUUAACUCCUGAUUACGCCAAAAAGUUCAGAGAACAGAAGUAUACAGUUGCCCCAAAAACGCAGAAGUACUUCGAAUCACAAAACAUACAAAGCAACAAAUUACUGUAUUGUUUCAAUUGUAAAAACAAACUCGGACAGCUUUUCAAGUAUGGCUUUUGUGGACUGAUUAACCCCUCUAUUAACCAAUACCUUCUAGAACAUUCGUCGAAUUGUGAGAAGUGUUUGACUGAUUUCAAGAGGUUUGAAUCUCGUCCGUUUAAAAAGUGGGAUUUGGUGCCAUUCAAUCAGUACGAUAUGAAAGCAGGAGACGUGAGGAAAAAUUAUGUGGCGCUUCAAGAGUUGGGACAAGAAACAAACGUGUUUCAGAAUUUAAUCGAUAAUGCUGGACCAUUAUGAAGAGAUCUUGCUAUGGAUCCAGAAAGGAACUGACGCCUCAUGAAAGUACCGUUUAGUUGCUUAUUUAAUUAGGUUUUUCUUUUUGCUUUAAUUAAAGUGCCGUUUAAUUGAUUUUUUAAAUAGGUGUUUUUAGUUGAAUUGAUUGCCAUGAGUUUUGACAAAUGUUUCAUUUUCUGAUUAUGCUGAUCAAGGAUUGUAUCUAAGCUUUCUGUUGUGUUAGCCCUCUUAAAUUCCCCUAAUGAUUUUUUUUCCAGAAAAUUUGAAUCAAAUGUGUUUCUUUUUAAUUGAGUAAAUUAAUAAUCUAGUUCUGUUAAAGUUCUAUCUGCUAUAGUGUUUGAAACACGAUGUAAGUUACGUUAAUUUCGUCAAUUAUUGUUCCGACCGACCGGAAAAAAAUAUUUUAUUUGCCAUAAAUUGAGCAUAAGUUGUGGUUCUGAAACUUAACGUUUGUUGAGGGUUAUGAAAUACUUACUUUCGAGUCGCGUUUCUUCAUAACACUGCCCAAUCUCCGUUAACCGGACCUUUGUCUGAGUUUUUUCAUUUUUUAAAUCGCUGGAUCACGCUAAAUUAGUCUAUACUACAACAGGCAGCAUGAUUCUUAACUCUUAUAUCAUAUUCGAUUGUAAGCAUACUGGAGGAGAAAAGUAUCGUAGCUAGAUAAAGUAAAACAAUUGAAGCGAAACAAAUAAUCGAUCAAUUGCAUUUAAAAGUUCUGUUACGCAACGUUGUUUCCGUUUUUUUGACACCUCAAUAAAGAAAUUGAUCUAUUGUGAACACAUUGCUAGAGUUUCAUUUUAAAAAUUCAAACAAAAAGUUCUUGAAGCAAAUAAAGCAUUCUUUUAAUGAUGAGAUUGUAAGUACAUUAAAAAGAAUCUUAAUUUUUGAGCGUCAUGAUUGCAGUGA